GAGAGUCGCGCCACAAAGGAGGCGGUGGGAGAGCGGCCGGAGCGCUAAGAUGGCUGAAGGCGCCCGGCAAGGGUGAGCUGGGGGCGCGGCCACCGCGGAGACUCGGCCGGGCGGCCCUCCUCGGCCGGUCACUGGAGCUACCAUGUCGUUCGCGCUGGAGGAGACGCUCGAGUCCGACUGGGUGGCCGUGCGGCCCCAUGUAUUCGACGAGCGCGAGAAGCACAAGUUCGUGUUCAUUGUGGCCUGGAACGAGAUCGAAGGCAAGUUUGCCAUAACCUGCCACAACCGGACGGCCCAGAGGCAGAGGAGCGGUUCCCGGGAACAGGCGGGGACUCCUGCGCCAGAUGGGAGUCGCGGGCCCGGCAGCCCGGCGACCCGGGGCCGACCCGAGGCCGCUGCCUCUGCCACGGCACUCCGGAGCCCCGGGCCGCGGAAGAGCCCGGCCUGGGCCGAGGGUGGCUCUCCGCGCAGCGCGCGCAGCCCGAGGGGGAAUCCUCUCCGGGGUCCGGCCGGCAAAGGACCGGAGAGUCCCCUCCGUAGUCCCGCGCGGACCAAGGCCAGCCCGCUUCGCAGAGGCUUGGAAUCCCGGGAUGCGGCCGCUGCUGCCACGCCAGCCUCGCCGGCGCCCCCGGUGUCGUCGGUGCGGGUGAUGAGUGCCUGCGGGGCGGUCUCCGAGGAGAUCGAGGUGCUGGAAAUGGUGAGGGAGGAUGAGGCGCCACCGCCGCACCCCGACGCGGAGCGGCCGCCGUCCGCCGCGGAGCUGGAGUCACCGGCUGAAGAGUGCAGUUGGGCCGGGCUCUUCUCCUUCCAGGAUCUGCGGGCCGUGCACCAGCAGCUGUGCUCGGUGAACUCACAGCUGGAGCCGUGUUUGCCGGUGUUCCCCGAAGAGCCAUCAGGCAUGUGGACGGUGCUGUUCGGGGGCGCCCCCGAGAUGACCGAGCAGGAGAUCGACGCUCUGUGUUACCAGCUCCAGGUCUACCUGGGCCACGGCCUGGACACGUGCGGCUGGAAGAUCCUGUCCCAGGUGCUCUUCACCGAGACCGACGACCCCGAGGAGUAUUACGAAAGCCUCAGCGAGCUGCGGCAGAAGGGCUACGAAGAGGUGCUUCAGCGGGCGAGGAAGCGCAUCCAGGAGCUCUUAGACAAGCACAAGACUAUAGAGAGCAUGGUGGAGCUUUUGGACUUGUAUCAGAUGGAGGAUGAAGCCUACAGCAGCCUUGCAGAGGCCACAACCGAACUCUACCAGUAUUUACUUCAGCCAUUCCGAGACAUGCGAGAGCUUGCCAUGCUGCGAAGACAGCAGAUCAAGAUUUCCAUGGAGAAUGAUUAUCUGGGACCUCGAAGAAUUGAGAGUCUACAAAAAGAAGACGCUGACUGGCAGCGGAAAGCUCACAUGGCUGUGUUGUCUAUCCAGGAUCUCACUGUCAAGUAUUUUGAAAUAACAGCUAAAGCACAGAAAGCUGUGUAUGAUCGGAUGCGAGCAGAUCAGAAGAAAUUUGGCAAAGCAUCGUGGGCAGCAGCUGCAGAACGCAUGGAAAAACUCCAGUAUGCAGUUUCUAAGGAGACUUUGCAAAUGAUGAGAGCUAAAGAGAUUUGUCUGGAACAGAAGAAACAUGCAUUGAAAGAAGAGAUGCAAAGUUUGCAGGGAGGUACAGAAGCUAUAGCUCACUUGGAUCAGCUUGAAGCUGAUUACUAUGAUCUGCAGCUUCAGUUGUAUGAAGUGCAGUUUGAAAUCUUGAAGUGUGAAGAGUUACUUUUGACCGCACAACUGGAGAGCAUCAAAAGACUUAUAUCAGAAAAAAGAGAUGAAGUGGUAUACUAUGACACUUACGAAAGCAUGGAGGCCAUGCUGGAGAAGGAGGAGACGGUGGCAUCUGUGCAAGCACAGAGGGAAGAGCUCCAGAAACUGCAGCAGAAGGCACGACAGCUAGAAGCAAGAAGGGGGCACGUCUCAGCCAAGAAAGCCUACCUCAGAAAUAAAAAGGAAAUUUGUAUCGCAAAACACAAUGAAAAGUUUCAGCAACGUUUUCAGAGUGAAGAUGAAUAUAGAACCCAUCACACAGCACAACUAAAGAGAGAAAAAUUACACAAUGAAGAGGAAAGAAAAAGUGCCUGGGUUAGCCAAGAGAGACAGAGGACCCUGGAUAGACUUAGAACAUUUAAGCAGAGGUACCCUGGGCAAGUCAUCCUUAAAUCAACAAGAUUAAGAGUGGCUCAUGCGAGGAGAAAAAGUACAGCAAGUCCUGGGCCAUGUGAGGAACAGUGUGACUCUCUACCCGGAGAGCUGCAGGGAGAGGAGAAGACUGAAGUGGGAGAAGGAAGAAGCAAGCUUGGGUCUUCACAGACAGCAGAACCCCAGAGCCUUGUCCAUCUUGAAGACACUUCAUCAGUACAACUUGAAGCCCCUUCAUUACCUCCCAGUGCUGUUACCUCUGAACUGCCUCCUCCCUCCUCACUUCCGACCAGUAAUGACCUCAAACCAUGUUCUGCUGCUGCAGAUCCACUCUCACCCCCUCCCCCUCCAACACCUCCCCCUCCCCCUCCACCCCCGCCUCCACCUCUGCCUGUUGCAAAGGACAAUGGUGCCACCACCACUUCAGAGACACUGGAGAAAGAUGCACUUAGAGAGGAGGGCUGUGAGAAGAGGAUCCCAAAGUCAGCCAGCGCCCCCUCAGCGCAGCUCUUUGAUAGCAGCCAGCUGGUCAGUGCCAGGAAGAAGCUCCGGAAGACAGCUGACGGUUUGCAGCGGAGGAGAGUGAGUUCGCCCAUGGAUGAGGUGUUAGCAUCUUUGAAGCGUGGUAGUUUUCAUCUGAAAAAGGUUGAACAGCGGACUCUGCCUCCUUUUCCUGAUGAAGAUGAUAGUAACAAUAUCUUGGCGCAAAUAAGGAAAGGGGUAAAAUUGAAGAAGGUUCAGAAGGAAGUUCUGAGAGAAUCCUUCACACUUCUGCCUGAUACAGACCCUUUGACACGGAGCAUCCAUGAAGCUCUAAGAAGAAUUAAAGAAGCAUCCCCAGAGUCAGAGGACGAGGAGGAGUCUUUACCUUGCACAGACUGGGAGAACUAGCAGGUGACUUAACAGAAAGAAGAAAAAUACCCACGGAUUAAGACUGGUUCUCAUUCCUUUGGGAAAAAGUUUAAUCUCUUGGUCCCAAAAUUGAAUUCCAUUAGUUGCUGAGUAUGAAAAAAGAAGCACAAUUGGAGGAUAUUGCUGUCCAGUCACUCUCGCUGGUAGUGGUGACGUCAGUUUUCUAUGUGCAAUGUUCCUGACUGCCUUGCGAAGGCCUCCUGGAGACAGACGGCUGUUCCUUACACACCUCUUCCCGCCCACCCUUUCACAGCCUCAUGGUGGCCAAUUACACCAGGGGUCACUGGAUUAGAAGAACGCUGGGUUGGCAGAGUUCUCCUGUGUGAGCUGCUUUGGGAGUCAUCUUUCGGUGCACCAAGAAGAUAUCUGCUGAAGCUCAGCUGCUUCCACACCAGCUUCUAGACGAGAGUGACAUGCUGAAGAGGACAAUUAUCAUGGUAGUCACAGUCAGGGAUGAAAAGAAAACAACAUGGAACGCACUUAAAAAGCCCCACAUUGUUUCAUCUCCAGAGAUGUUCAGUGUCUGAGAAGCCAAUGGAGAUAGACCUAGUAAUGUGUGCACCAAAACACAACACAUUUAAUAAGGCAUAUUUUUAAGAGGCCACAGUCUUACAUUUUGUAAGAGUUUGAAGUUAAAAUUUCCAUGCUUUUAAAAUAGCAUUUCAUAAUUCUGAAUUUAGAAUAGUUUGAAUUUUAUGUGCACCCUGUUUAUGAGAAGCAGUUCUUCGUAAUUUGAUAAUGUUUCAAAUUAUUUUUAGUCUUUUUGUUUGAACUACUGCUUGAUUACUGUAACUCAUGACUUUCCUAUUGAGAAUCAAAAAUCAGGAUUCAACAGUGGGGUUACAGAUGACAGCUGUUUGUAUCCUGCACCAGUUCUAGGUUCUUAUUGUUAUGAUCCAUGGUGAAGAGCAUGUGUUCAGUAGAGGUCCAGAAGGCAGCCAUUCCCCAAAACCCGCAGCUGGCAUUUCACUAUUUUCUUAUGCUUUGGAUAGAACAUGAGGGUAGCAUUCGUUGCUGUCACCAAGUCUUGAAACUUACAUAGUUGUAGUGCUGACUUAGCUGUAUCAUACAGGGUCCACUUAUGAAUGGAGCUGUCAUGGAUUGUCAGUGGGAUUUGUGCACCUGUUGAAAGUAGAUAUGCUGGCCCCGUUUACAGCACGGUUAGUGUGUGCUAGUGAUGGAGACAGAUCUCGGCUUUAUAAGGAGGGAUUGAAAUACCAAAAAGAACUUCAUUCCCAGAAAGUUCUUCCCCAGCUUAGCCCAGAAACCACCCUGCAGUGAGAGCACGUCAUUGUCCACAAUGGCUUCCUCCAGAAACACAGCUUUUCUUGUCAAUGCUGAGAGAUAUUUUUCUUUAAUUAUGGAAAAAAAAUUCUGAUAGCAGGUUAAAGUAAACCAAAUCUUUGCACUUGAAUAUUCGUAGCAUGUUUAUUGAUGAGACUGGGAGCUUUUGUAACCUUUUAUAUAUUGGUUUUAGUCCUAGCACAAUUCCCACAUCUUGUCCAGAAGAAUUAGAACAGCUCCGAUGUACAAACCUCACCCCAGGAUGAUGUGUGGGUCCUUCAUACCCAAAGAUCCAUUGGCUAGAUAAAAAUAUCUGAAAAAUUGCAAAGUUUACAAACUUUGUAAAAGUCACCCGUCAUCUAUGCACUUCUAAUAUUAAAUAUCCAUGUAUCAGUAUUCUGCACAUCUAGUUUUUUUUACUUUUAACAUUUUUAACUGAUUUAUUUUGUGUGCAUUGGUGUGAAGGUGAUAAAUUCCCUGGAGCCAGUUAUAAACAGUUGUGAGCUAUCAUGUGGGUGCUGAGAAUUGAACCUACGUCCUCUGGAAGAGCAGCCAUUGCUGUUAACCACUGAGCCAUCUCCCGAGCUUUAUUUACUUUUGAUACUAGUCUUGCUCUGGAGCCCUGGCUGGCCUAGGACUUGCUGUGCAGACUGGAUCCGCAGCACUCGUCCCGCCCUUGUCCUCCCAGUGCUAGGUAGGACCGCAGCUGGGGGCCAAGAUAAGGUUGGCUGCGGUUUUGUUUUUUUUCCUGUUUUUAAAGUUUUCAUUUUUUAAAAAAUUAUUUUAAGUAUGUAUGUCCAAGAGGCUCUUGCCUGGAGCUAGAUUUAUAGACUCCCCCUCACAUGGUUGCUGGGAAUCAAACUUGGAUCCUCUGAAGGAACAGUGCACGCUCUUAAUCCCUCAGCUAUCUCUACAGCCCGUUUUUUUUUUUAAACUUUAGGAAAAUAAGGACUAUAACAUUAAAUUAACAACAGCCGUUGUGUUGUAGUCUUGGCAUCAAUUCCUGGCCUUUAGGUGGGAAAGCAGGAAUCAUGAGCAGCUCUCAGUACAUCCUGUCUUAGCUCUCAGGAAUGACUUCAUUCUUGACAAUCCACGGCUACAGCACGGAGCCUUCAGCCCAUUUUGAAUGCCGGGUUCUCUGUCUCAGGUUUUGUACUGGAGUGUGGUUCAGAGUAGAGUUCAAGACCUUAUGUUCCGUCAGUAGUGUUGCUUCCUAACCUCCAAGGAAAGAUUUCUACUUAAAGAAUUAUGCCACUGUUUUUACAGUAACACAAAGUAAUUAGCAUACAGGUGUUCGAGAAAUCACUAGGUGAACCCGCAUUAGUUUAAAGUGAAUUUAGAGCCCCAGAAAAAUGAUAAGCAUGUUUCCUAAACGAUAAUAAAGGGUUUGGAUGAAGUCAGUGGGCCCGAAGUGAUGAGCUCUGGCCUUCACAGUGCAUUCGAAUGUUUAGUUGUCACUCAGUGCUCCUGCUGUCCUUCCUGUCCACAGACCCUGCUUGUUUGUGCUCUUCCCAAAUACGGUAUAGCCAAUGAUCGCUUGGGGACACUAAUGUUCAUACUUGAAUGUCAAGUCCAAAUAUUCCCUCAAUACAACCAAAAUUGUGUCUAAUAGCCAAUGUAGUAUGUAUAGAAAAGGAUAUCUCAUGAUUUAAAUGCUAAUUGUAUUUAAGCAUAAGAAAGUGCUGGAGAAUAAUAAGGACUUCUAGGGGAUAUGCAAUGCCCUUUAUAGGGGCUAUUGAGUAUAAAGAGUGCUUUAUAGGUAGGGGUAUGGAGUUCAUUAAAAACAAUCAUUCCUUAGGUGUUCAUUGUGCACUCGGACUUUUUUUUUUCUUUUCCUAAGACAGGGUUUCUCUGUGUAGCCCUGGCUGUCCUGGAACUCAGUAGAAUCAGGCUGGCCUUGAACUCAGGGAUCCACCUGUCUGCCUUCCUUUUAAGAGUGCUACAAAUUCCAUUUUUAAAAACAUAGUGGUGUGGUGGCCUUUCCUAAAAUGAACACUUCGUGGAGUGUGUGUGCCCACAGAAUAUCACAGUGCAUCAUGGAAACCACAGACCAAGAAUCUAACGUUCAGUGAGAUGCGGCUUUUUAUGCAGCAUCCAUGCCACACAGGGACGCACACAGUGAUGCAGUUGCAUCUCUAUCCUCCCUGAGACUUCUUUUUGGAACUCGUCACAGGAUGUAUUUGUAUUUAUUUAAACCAUUGCUUUUAACCUAGCUUUGUAAUACGCUCAUCACCAGAAACCAACCUGCAUAGUGACUUUGGGUCUUAAGCAGACCUUUCAGGGAGUUUUGAGUUAUACUUUUACCAGGUAGAGCAGAGUAACUAAAUUUUGAGCAACUGCAGAACAUUCGGACAGUUGCAGAGAGCUUACGAUGCCAUUUGGCAGGAGAAGUGGAGACCUUUAGUUUUCCCUCAUUUUUGCACUGAAUAUAUGAUGAUAUAAAGCUAAAUGUGCAUAUUAAACUUUUUAUUUGUGCUUGGUGUUGCCAGUGACCAUCAAGACUUCUUUAGAUGGAAGAUGUGAAAAAAUAGAAGCACCUUACUGUUCAGCAUACAGCAUUUAUGUCUUGCUACUAAAUCCAUCAGUAGUCAUGCCUGAACUUUCCUUUUUUGUUAAAGCACAUUAAAAUUCUGCCUAAUUGCUUUGUAAAGUGAAGCAAUGGUAUUUUUAUCCUAUAAAUAUAAUGUAACUUAAAAAGUUUUCAUACAAAUGAGUUUAUAUCAUUAUCUAAAUUGUCAUGUAUUUAAACAGAAGUUUUUUAAAAUGGGAGGCAGUCCUGACCCAGAGAGAGAGAGAGAGAGAGAGAGAGAGAGAGAGAGAGAGAGAAGAGAGAAUGUGUCUACUAAAUGUCCCGUGAGUUAUGUUACAGAUGCUCUUAUUGUAAAUUUUCGUUUUGCCCACAGUGAUGCACAGCUGGGCAUUUGUAUGAUUGGAUUCCAAAUUUAGAAAUGUUCCCUGUCUUCAAAGCACUACUGGGUUACUGCAAGGUGCAUGUACAGAAGAUACCUCUGAGGUUGACAUGCUAAGCGUUCAUGGAUGCUGUUUCACACUGACUCGAAAGCAAUCAUUUGUUUUGAGAGGAAGGGGAAGUUUCAUUUCUUGUAUUUGUUUUUGUAAGUACAGUUAAAAGUGGCUCAGAAAGUAUGUAGGAAAAACCUUGAGAAAUUUAAAAGCAAAAGGUCUGUAUGUUGAGUUUUAACGAGAGGAAACAUUUUUACUUGCAUGUUGUAUAGUUAACUAUCAAAGGGUGCAAUGCGUUGUUUUAGGUUUCUCCUUGCAAAGUCCAUCGUCCUUGGCCCAGUCCUCGCAGUUAGCAGUGGCAUUCCCUCUCUUGUGAUUUCUCUUCAUUUGUGUGAUGUUACAAAGGUUGGACGGUGCAGCCCAUAACAGUGACACACAGUGUCUCUGACACAGCCCCACUGCCUUGUUGAAUCUCUCUGUACCGUAUGCAUUGCUAAGUGUGAAACCACAAUACCACAAUAUGUAGUUUAUUGAGAAAUGGAAGGCUGCAGAUCAUUUUGCAUGAGUAAAGCCCAUUGGGGCUAAGAAACUGACACUUCUUUUCACCUGUUUUGGGUAUAUGAAAAUUACAAUGGCAAACUGACUCAGCACUAUCAGCUUUGUGCAAUGUUAUAAAGGCAGAAGCAAAAUACUAGUGCACUGUGCUUGGCUUUGCAGGAUGACUUUCCCAUCAUUACAUUAAGUGGAUUUGUCUGCGGCGUACUGUAAAUGCCAUCUCUUGCAAAUUUAUAUACUUCAUUCAUAUGCUCAAUUAACAUUCUAAAGUAUUAAAAAUACAAAGAAAAUACUAAGCAGGCAUUUAUAGCAAUACUAUGAAAUCUCCAAUAAUUGUUUUGACUAUUGCCUUUUGCUCUUUAGUGCAACUUCUGCAUUAUUAUGUUGCUUUUUCUCUUUUUCUCAUUUCACACUCCUGACUUAAACACUUGUUCACCCAAUAUUGCACUCACCUUUCUCAUUGUACAUGCAAUGUAACAACACACAGUUUUGGUGCUUAACAAUAUUCUUUUUUUUCUUUAAUAAAGGAUAUUUAUUUGAAUUAA
This is a messenger RNA of Alexandromys fortis (reed vole), 8430 nucleotides long. RefSeq names its product junction mediating and regulatory protein, p53 cofactor (gene Jmy). Gene Ontology annotation, molecular function: transcription coactivator activity; Arp2/3 complex binding; actin binding. The transcript is spliced from 11 exons. Bases 143 to 3064 code for a protein of 973 amino acids. Lineage: Eukaryota; Metazoa; Chordata; Mammalia; Rodentia; Cricetidae. Gene Ontology annotation, biological process: intrinsic apoptotic signaling pathway by p53 class mediator; Arp2/3 complex-mediated actin nucleation; 'de novo' actin filament nucleation. The record is from RefSeq and is a predicted model, not a curated record. Gene Ontology annotation, cellular component: cytoplasm; nucleus.